AUGUCCCCGUCUGUCUGUGAAUCAAGGUUGACGCCCUUGUGGCGUCGCGCGAAUCGGGAGGAGCUGUACCAUAAUAGUGAACGCAUUGAAAAACCCAUCCCACCUGUUGGGACUGCUCAUUCUUGCGAACGACCCACAUUCGCGGAUCAUCAGGAAUCCCGUUCGCUUCAAGUCUACUCUGAUGUGGGCUCAUCUACUCCGUCAGUUGGUGAAGUUUCUCGGUCUUCGGGUUCCGUAUCUGAUUCGGCGGAUAGCACUUCUUCAGAGUACGCACCCAAAGUGACUGAUCCGCUUCUUCGAAAGCGGGAAAUUGAGGCGCGGCUACGUGAAAUCGAUUCAACCGAACGCCAGCUGCGUAUAGAAGACCACUCUGGACAAAUGGAUCGCGUCCUGUACCGUCGUGAUGGAACACGUCAUUCCGUGAUUCGUUCUCGCCGAAGUCCAUCGGACUCCCCGGAUUUCGAAGCUCGUCUACAUCGAAUUCGAGCGAAUCACCGAAGCUCACGAUACUAA
Echinostoma caproni is the source of this 513-nucleotide messenger RNA. The record is from the annotation of a GenBank genome assembly. NCBI's taxonomy places the organism in Eukaryota, Metazoa, Platyhelminthes, Trematoda, Plagiorchiida, Echinostomatidae.